Molecule: messenger RNA, 3387 nt
Organism: Enterobius vermicularis (human pinworm)
Lineage: Eukaryota; Metazoa; Nematoda; Chromadorea; Rhabditida; Oxyuridae
Source: the annotation of a GenBank genome assembly
AUGUCGGCAAAAGCAGUGAACGAGUUUUGUGGCAAAGAAUUACUUUAUCGCCAUCUUGAUAAACUGAAUUUUUUGGUAAAACCACGUGCUGUACACAUUGGAGGGAACGAAGAUUUCAAUGCUAAGACAUGCCAUGUUGAGUGGCUACAGAACAAUCAGAAAGCAGUCAUCAAACCUGAUCAAUUGAUCAAAAGACGUGGAAAGUUGGGCUUGGUAAAGUGCGGAACGGCAAAUGAAUUACGUGCCUGGUUCGAUGAAAAGAAAGACCAAUCGUUCCAGGUGGGGAAAACUACUGGUCGGCUGCGUCAGUUCAUUAUCGAACCCUUUUGUGAGCAUCAGGCAUCUGAUGAGAUGUACUUUGCAAUUUUCAGUAAACGAAAUCAUGAUAUUAUCAUGUUUUAUGAAUGCGGAGGUGUUGAUGUUGGAGAUAUAGAUGCCAAGGCUCGACGUCAUAUGGUUCCCAUUGAACAGUCAAAUGAAGCUAUGACUAUUUCUGAUGAUGAUUGUGAAAAGUUGCUCGCAGGAGUCAAAAGCGACAGAAUGCAAAAAUUAAAGGAGUUUGUGAGGAAUAUUUAUGCCGUUUAUAAAGAACUGUACUUCACUUAUCUGGAGAUAAAUCCAUUAGUUUUUUCAAAUGAAAAUUUAUACAUCCUUGAUCUUGCUGCAAAGUUGGACGAAACUGCUCUCUUCUUGUGUUCGGAGAAGUGGAAAACUCGAGAUGGUCAUCCGGUUGAUUUUCCCGCACCUUUCGGUCGGGAUUUGACUGCGGAGGAGGAAUAUGUUGCUGAUCUGGAUGCGAAAACAGGGGCGUCUUUGAAAUUGACAAUAUUGAACCGGAACGGGAGGAUCUGGACUAUGGUCGCCGGUGGUGGUGCGUCAGUUGUUUAUGCUGAUACUGUGUGUGAUUUGGGCGGCGUUUCUGAACUGGCUAAUUAUGGGGAGUACUCUGGUGAUCCUAGUGAAGUUCAGACAUAUGAGUACGCUAAAACAAUACUUAGCGUUAUGACAGAAGGUCCUGUCCAUCCACAGGGCAAAGUCCUCAUUAUUGGCGGUAGUAUUGCAAACUUUACAAAUGUGGCGAAGACUUUUAAGGGUAUUGUUCGAGCAUUUGAGAGUUUCCAAGAGCGCCUUCAUGAACAUAAAGUUACAGUUUACGUCAGGAGGGGCGGGCCCAACUAUCAAGAAGGACUGCGGAGGAUUAAAGAAAGUGGUGUCAAGCUGGACAUUCCUAUUUAUGUUUACGGACCUGAAACUCACAUGACCAGUAUCGUUGCGGCUGCAUUAGGUGUUCGACCUCUUCCAGAUGCCCCUUCUGCUCCGCAAACAACUGGACAUUUUCUUUUACAGCCUGGAAGAAAUACUGCUGGAACUGUACCUUCCGCACCUAUUUCUAAUCUUCCUACUUCACCACGUCGUGGAGAAAAAAAAAGUGUUGACAAGGCAAUGAGGGCAACUUCUUCGAAGAUAUUUCCGAAACUUUUUGAAAGUGAUUCUAAGGCUAUUAUAUGGGGACAGCAAAUAAAAGCAAUUCAGGCAAGUUUUUUAACAGAGUUUCUCGGCGGUAAUUGUUAUACGCUUCAGGAGCAAUACUUUGGGAUGCUCGAUUUCGAUUUUGUAUGUGGAAGGGAGCAGCCUUCUGUAGUUGCUUCCACUUAUCCGUUUACUGGCGACCAUAAGCAGAAAUUUUACUUUGGACACAAGGAAUUUUUUAUCCCAGUAUAUAAAUCAAUGAAAAAAGCAUUUAAUUCUCAUCCAGAUGCGUCUAUUAUGGUUACUUUUGCUUCCCUUCGUUCUGUGUAUGAAACUGUUUUGGAAGCACUGGAAUAUAAACAGAUUCGAGUAAUAGCCAUGAUAGCUGAAGGAGUUCCAGAAAAUCUUACACGGAAGUUGAUAAAGGUAGCGAAUGAAAGGGGUGUUACCCUUAUUGGGCCGGCUACUGUUGGCGGUAUUAAGCCAGGUUGCUUCAAAAUCGGUAAUACAGGAGGAAUGAUGGAUAACAUUUUAUCAUCUAAACUUUACCGCCCGGGAAGUGUUGCGUACGUUUCGCGCUCUGGUGGUAUGUCUAAUGAACUAAAUAAUAUUAUUGCGCAAAAUUCAAAUGGUGUCUAUGAAGGAAUAGCUAUUGGAGGUGAUCGUUAUCCGGGAAGCACUUAUGUUGAACAUAUCCUUCGUUAUGAGGAAGAUGAAGAGGUGAAAAUGAUAGUGAUGUUGGGAGAAGUAGGUGGUGAUGAAGAGUACAAAGUAGUGGGACUGUUGAAAGAAAAUAGAAUAACCAAACCGCUGAUUGCGUGGUGCAUUGGUACUUGUGCUGACUAUAUAACUUCAGAGGUUCAAUUUGGACAUGCGGGUGCUUCAGCAAAUGCUAGCACAGAAACUGCAGCAGCUAAAAAUGCCGCUCUACGAGAGGCCGGAGCAUUUGUCCCUAAGUCGUUUGAUGAUCUGGGUAGUAUGAUUAAGAAGGUUUAUGAAGACUUGAUUGCCAAAGAGCAAAUCAUUCUUACAGAAGAAGUUCCACCUCCUGCUGUUCCGAUGGACUACGCUUGGGCACGGGAGCUGGGAUUGAUUAGAAAACCGGCUUCAUUUAUGACUUCUAUAUGCGACGAACGUGGUGAAGAGCUGUUGUAUGCUGGUGUUCCAAUUACUAGGGUUUUGGAACAAGGGCUUGGCAUCGGUGGAGUUCUAGGUCUUCUUUGGUUCCAGAAACGUCUUCCGGAUUACGCUAACAAGUUUAUUGAAAUUUGUCUAAUGUUGACAGCGGACCAUGGUCCUGCAGUCAGUGGUGCACAUAAUACGAUUGUUUGUGCCCGUGCUGGCAAAGACCUUAUUUCUUCCUUAGCGUCAGGGUUAUUGACUAUUGGAGAUCGCUUUGGUGGUGCGUUGGAUGGGGCUGCGCGGCAGUUCAGUGAAGGAUUCGACAAAGGACUAAGCCCAAUGGAGUUUGUAAAUGAACAGCGAAGGCUUGGAAAACUAAUAAUGGGCAUUGGGCAUCGCGUUAAAUCGAUUAACAAUCCGGAUAAACGUGUUGUGAUUUUAAAAGAAUACGCAUUGGAUCGUUCAAAAUUCAAACAGGAUACACCGCUUUUGGACUACGCCAUGAAAGUUGAACAAAUAACUACUGCUAAGAAACCAAAUCUUAUUCUGAAUGUAGACGGUGCUAUCGGUGUAAUUUUUGUUGACAUUCUCCGCCACUCGGGUAUGUUCACUCCUGACGAAGCUCAAGAAACUAUUGAAAUAGGAGCUUUGAAUGGCUUAUUUGUGCUGGGCAGAAGCCUUGGUUUCAUAGGCCACUACUUGGAUCAGCGCCGUUUGAAACAAGGCCUCUACAGACAUCCUUGGGAUGAUAUAACGUACGUUAUGCCGGAAUUUUCGGUGGAAAAUGACAGUUAA